AUGCCUUCCAAGGCCGCGGUCGUCAAAGAUGUCGACCUCAGUCAGAUCUACUCCGAAAGUGUGGCAGCAAAGAUCGUUCAAGUCGCGCAACGCGGUCUCAAGCAAAAAGCUCCUUUACAAUCAUACCCACACACUGUACCCCAGAUUGGCCCAGACGCCGGCCGAUACGAAGAGCGAGAAGCAGAUUUCUGGACAUGCGGCUUCUUUCCAGGAUGCAUAUACGCGCUUCUCGAACGUUCGAUACGAUAUCCCCAGGCCAUUGAUGUCCCAGAGAAUGUACGGCCACAGAUCCAAGAUCAGCUACUGAAGCUAGGACGACACUAUGGCGUCGCUAUCAACCAAAUGUCUGGUCGAACAGAUACACACGACAUGGGGUUCAUCGUGCAGCCCGCAUUACAAAAAGACUGGGAAUUGACCGGCAACAAAGAGAGCUUACAGUCUGUCGUCAACGCAGCAUACGCGCUCGCAUCGCGAUACGACGACCGAGUCAAAGCGAUUCGGAGUUGGGACGUUGCGAUAAACGACCGUUACUCAAUAACGGAUAUGUCGACAAACUUUCUCGUCAUUAUAGAUAGCAUGUGCAAUCUCGACCUCCUCUACUUCGUCGGCCACAUCCAAAACGACCAAAAGCUGAUCGACAUUGCAACCCAACACGCCGACUCCAUCAUCCACGAGAUCCUUCGACCAGACUUCUCCUCCUACCACCUCGUAAACUUCGACCCGCGGACCGGCCAACCACAAGCCAAGAUGACGAAUCAAGGCUGGAAAGACGAUUCGACGUGGAGCCGAGGCCAGGCCUGGGCAAUAAUGGGGUUCGCGCAGACGUAUUCGUGGACGAAAGAUGUAAAAUACCUGGCGACGGCGAUCCAAUGCGCAGAGUACUUCUUGCGACGGUUGAAAGAAGGAGAAGGGAAGUGGCAUCUCCCCAUGGUCCCGUGUUGGGAUUUCGACGCGCCACAAGAUAAUCCCGAGGAACCGUUACGCGAUGUUUCCGCAGGCGUGAUAACAGCGAACGGUCUUCUUAUCAUCCACCAAGCACUCCAGUCCCUCUCUUCAGCCACGACAUCGCAACUCCCCUCCAGUGGCGCCACCAAUUUCCUCGAUAUCGCGCUGCAGAUAGUAUCGCAGACCCUGGAUAUGUCGUUCGACUCUGAUCUAGCGUCUUUCGGAGCACCCACUAAGACUAUGGUGAACGGAAACAGCGUUAACGGCGCAGCGGUAACAUCGGAGAUAAAGAUCAACGAGACGGGCUUUGAUUAUAUUAGGGAUGUUGGAGAUAAGAGCACGGAAUUGUAA
Alternaria viburni is the source of this 1296-nucleotide messenger RNA. RefSeq lists its product as uncharacterized. NCBI's taxonomy places the organism in Eukaryota, Fungi, Ascomycota, Dothideomycetes, Pleosporales, Pleosporaceae. Gene Ontology annotation, biological process: polysaccharide catabolic process. The record is from RefSeq and is a predicted model, not a curated record. The coding region runs from base 1 to 1296 and encodes 431 amino acids. Gene Ontology annotation, molecular function: chondroitin hydrolase activity. The transcript is spliced from 4 exons.